GUGCGGUGCGCACAGUGCGGUGGUGCGGUGCGCACAGUGCGCACAGUGCGGUGCGCAGAGGCGGCAGCAGCAACAGCGCCUGAGCCACAAGGGAGGAAACAAGUGGACGAACAGAGAUGGCCGUACCAGGGCCAGUUGUGGUGUUGUCUAUGUGGAUAUUGGGGCUUGUCCAUGUGGAAACAACAGCGGACACUCUGAGCUCUCUGGAUGCUUCUUUCUGUCAUGGUGGACUUGAGGUGAUCUACCCGGAGCUGGACAUCGACGAAUGCCUCAUCAUUCCAAAGGUUCGGAAACUCCGAGAGAAAGUCAGCACGGUUUGGAAAGCCCCACAGGUUUACUUCUCCGGAGCACACAAGAGAAAGAUGUAUGUUUUGGUGAUGGUGGAUCCUGAUGCUCCACACCGCACAAAUCCAGCAUCUGCUUACUGGAGGCACUGGUUGGUUGCGGACAUACAGGGAGAUGCACUUACGAAAGGACAGCUGCAAGGAACCACCCUCACUGACUAUUAUCCACCGACCCCGCCACACAAGUCCGGUUUUCAUCGCUACCAGUUCAUGUUGUUUGAGAAGCUUCCAGAUGCACCAGUGUCCCUCACCGAACAGGAAACGUCAUCCCGCGGUAAAUGGGAUCUUCAGGCCUUCAUCACAAGGUUUGAUCUGGGAGAGCCUGUGGCCACUCUGCAGUUUCUCACCCAAAACUACAAAGACUGAAGGAUGCUCGAGCGCCUGAAGGAUGUUGUGGAGGAAGAAUCUGCCUGUACAAUAUUAUAAAACAAUGUUCCCUCACUUUCCCUGAAUUAAACAGCGUAAAUGAUCCAAA
Molecule: messenger RNA, 819 nt
Organism: Scophthalmus maximus (turbot)
Lineage: Eukaryota; Metazoa; Chordata; Actinopteri; Pleuronectiformes; Scophthalmidae
Product: phosphatidylethanolamine-binding protein 4
Exons: 7
Coding region: 117-710 (197 amino acids)
Source: RefSeq, a predicted model, not a curated record